AUGCCUCGUAUUUGUAGCAGUCAAAGAAAUAGAAGCAAUGUACCAUCUAACAACAUUGAAGAAUAUUACAAAAAAUCUAUUUUACCGUACUUGGACGAUUUGAUGAUGGCAUUAAAUGAAAGAUUUAUACCUCACAAUGAAACUAUAACUUCAUUACAAUAUGUCUUACCAAGUAUUGUAGUUGAAAAACCAUUUUCUUAUUUAAAAAAAGCUGUUGAAUUUUAUGAAAAUGAUUUACCGGGACUAAAUGACGUUAUAGAAGCAGAGUUCGAAAUUUGGCAAGCUAAGUGA
This is a messenger RNA of Macrosiphum euphorbiae (potato aphid), 291 nucleotides long. NCBI's taxonomy places the organism in Eukaryota, Metazoa, Arthropoda, Insecta, Hemiptera, Aphididae. The record is from the annotation of a GenBank genome assembly.